AUGGGGCUGUGGGGACCUGAUGCUAGCGCGAGUGCUGAAGAAGGAUGGCACUCGUCAGAUCUCGAGUCCAAUGACGAUGUCGUCUCAAAGGUCUACUCCUCUGACGACAUCGGCCAAAUUGACGCUCGUCGCUGGAGUGCAGCAAUCAAAUGGAUAUCCACCGUGAUCAUUUCGUCCAUUGCGGCGUUGGUUUCCUUUGCAGGAGCUAUUGACUCCCAGGCAGCCUCCAAAAUCUCAUCCGAGUUCGGAAUCAGCGAAGAGGCAGAGACAUUGGCAACUGCUAUGUUCCUUUUCGGGUUUGCCUUUGGAGCCCUUGUCACCGGCCCCGUCUCGGAGACGUUUGGCCGCAAUGCCGUCUAUGUGACAUCUCUGGUUGUUUUCAUCGUCUGCGUGGUGAUCACAGGCUGCUCCCACAGCCUUGCUGUACAAAGCAUUUUUCGCUUCUUCUCCAUUGGUGUGUGCUGGGGUUCACUGUCCGACCUAUGGACCACCACCCAGCAAGUCUAUGUUUUCCCAGUAUUCUCUGUCAUCUCGUUCGUGGGCUCCGCUACGGGGCCACUGGUUGGAGGAUACAUUGCCCAAAGUGAACUAUCCUGGAGAUGGGUUGACUGGGUGACUGCCCUCGCCGCAGGGUUCUUCCUCGCAACAGUCGUCUUAUUCUUGCCGGAGACAUUCCGACCAGUUCUCCAGCAGGUCAAAGGAAGGGAGAUACAGCGUGUCGCCGGAACAGACAAGCACAACGGGUCAAGUGAGGAAGAACGCAAAACCUCGCUGGCCAUGCAGAUCCUCCUCGGCAUGUGGCGACCCUUCUACCUCACCGUCUACGAGCCCAUCGUCGUCGUCUGCGCGCUCUACUUGUCCAUCAUCUAUGUCAUUCUCUUUACCUGGCUGAACGGCUUCGAGUACAUCUUCGCAGACACAUACUCCUUCUCAAAGGGACAGGUGGGACUCUGCUUCAUCGCCAUGUUCGUGGGCAACUGCUGCGCCAUACCCUUGAUUCCGGUCAUCUAUAGGAUCUACAUAAAAGCCCUCCACAGGGCCCAACAACGCAACGAAUCAUCCAAGAAUGAAGCCGACGCCAAUCCAGAAUCCGCCAAACCCCCUCCAGAAAUUCAUCUCUACUACGCCAUGUUCGGCGCCCCACUAUCCCUCUCUCCCUCUUCUGGAUGGCACUGCUAUGGUAUCUGGUCCGCUUCAGCCCUGUCGAGUGUGAACUUCGUGCGGUGUCUGUCCGCUGGCGGGAUGAUGUUGGCUUCGAUGCCGCUGUAUGAGAAUCUGGGGGUGAAGUGGUCGUUGACUUUGCUGGGGGCUGCGUCUGCGGUGAUGGUGCCGGUGCCGGUUGCGUUUUAUAAAUGGGGGUAUGUGAUUCGGAGGAAGAGUAAGAAUGCGUUGGCUUAGUAUAUAGACAACGGCGUUGUGGUUGAAUUCAUUAUUGUCGCGCG
Aspergillus novofumigatus IBT 16806 is the source of this 1442-nucleotide messenger RNA. RefSeq names its product putative MFS transporter. Lineage: Eukaryota; Fungi; Ascomycota; Eurotiomycetes; Eurotiales; Aspergillaceae. Gene Ontology annotation, molecular function: transmembrane transporter activity. The record is from RefSeq and is a predicted model, not a curated record. The coding region runs from base 1 to 1398 and encodes 465 amino acids. Gene Ontology annotation, biological process: transmembrane transport. The transcript is spliced from 5 exons.